Molecule: messenger RNA, 1796 nt
Organism: Nematostella vectensis (starlet sea anemone)
Lineage: Eukaryota; Metazoa; Cnidaria; Anthozoa; Actiniaria; Edwardsiidae
Exons: 7
Coding region: 158-916 (252 amino acids)
Source: RefSeq, a predicted model, not a curated record
UACGACGCGUGUUUCUGGCCCGAUUGACCGCGCAUUCAUGUGGAAUGAGAUCAUGACUUGUGUCACCGGUUAAAGACCGCUGAAGUGAAAAGACAAGGAGAAAAGUACGGGACUUUUAGUGAAUCCUCGGACAAGCCUUUAAUAAAACUUGUCCAAGAUGAGCCUGCAGUCCGUCCUCGUUAUCCUAGCGGUCUGUGUAUGCGUGACAUUUGCUGCAACAGCUACUGUUAAACCAACAAAAAAGCCCACACCUCCACCAAACCCAAGCACACUACAAUGCUCCACAUAUAACGUUACCUUAAAGCUGAUCAGCACGCCGUGGGACGGUAACCUUGGCAACACAUUCUCAGGACAGUUCGAGAAACUCAGACUUGAACUCGAAGCUGGGGUCCACCAAGCAUUUGACGGUUAUAACGCAUUUACCGGACUUAAAGUCAACUCUUUUAGCCGCGCUCCGGAUGGCAAGACCCUGGUAAACAUGUACUUGGACUUUAACACGAACGGCACUCACCUGGUAGCUUUCCUCAAGGCCCUACAGACAAAGAAACUCGGCACAAUCCCCGUCAACAAUGUGCUCAACACAUUCUCGUGUUAUGUGGUGGCUCCCAUUAUGUACUGUAGCUAUCCCUGCCCCGCCCUCUGCGCCCCCACAUGCGGGGCCUCCUGCUGUGGGUCCUACAUGGUGGCCACGCCCUUCCCAGUCGCCUCCCCUCCUCCUGCAUGCCCUGCCCCGUGCAGCCCUUCAUGUGCCCCAUCCUGCAGCCCGGCGUGCUGCCAGACCGCCUACAGCCGCGCCUAUAACACAUACCGCAGCCUGUACGGCAAGAGACACGUAGCGCCGAGACCUCGUGGGGUAAAGAAACAUCUCCAAAAGCACAAGAAGGCCUUGAAGAAGCACCACAAGAAAUCGGAGUAGCUUGGAUGAAUGCUACAACUUCGCUAUUUAGAAAUUGACAUUAAAUUCGAAGUCAGACAAGAAAUAGGUAACAUUUAGGUGGACAAAACUGAAACUAGCUUUUACUUGCCUUUCCGAACACUACUUCUAACUAUUGUUUUUUUAAGGCAGUGAUCAAGAAGUUUUAGCGUUUAGUAGGUAUCAAUUAGGCUGGCAUAACUCGGAACCAAGACACUUGCCUCAUUUAUGAUUCAGAAAAAAUGCAAUUACCUGGCCUCACGUUUGUGCCAAAAACAAUAAGCACGGUGUAUUAUCUGCACCAAUAUCUUUAUAUGUCUAGACUCAUGUCUUGUCUCUGUAAUUGACACUACAUUUGAUGACCUUGACACGAUGAUAAGGCCAGUUCAGCUGCUGAUGACUAUGACAACACAACAUAAUGACUAUUCUAGUUGAUGUAUAUAAGGGACUUAGUCAGACGGUCACACGGGUUUAUUGUAACAGUGUUAUAUUCAGACCGUGGACAGUAAACUUUUGUGACAGAGUUUGAAUAGAUAGGGAAAGGAAGGGGAAUGGGUGGGGACGGCUUUAGCAUCGUUGGUCUUCCAAGAGACUUAAUUGUCAAUAUUGUAUUAUUGUAUCGAUACACUUUUUAAUCGUUGAUUAAUAAUAACGGAUUAAACACGUUUAAUGGUGAUUUCCAGGACAGCUGUGAUUUUACAGCACUACUCACAACCUUAUUUGAUUACCAGUGUAAGCAACACAAUCAAUCGAAUUCUACUGGGUACAAUGACGUCCUAAGGACCUUCGAUUAUUAUUGUGAUCUUGCCCUGCAAUAUACAUAAGGAAUAUUUCAGCUGAAAAGUUGAAAGUCAGGUACUCAAUUAAAGGUGUAUAAACUACA